Molecule: messenger RNA, 1457 nt
Organism: Lineus longissimus
Lineage: Eukaryota; Metazoa; Nemertea; Pilidiophora; Heteronemertea; Lineidae
Exons: 7
Coding region: 523-1215 (230 amino acids)
Biological process (GO): vesicle-mediated transport
Molecular function (GO): GTP binding; GTPase activity
Source: RefSeq, a predicted model, not a curated record
UGCAAUGUUCAACACUAUCUUGUCCUGUCUAUAGGAAGACACCUAUUUAUCGAGUGCAAUCAACGGCAAUAUAUAAUGAUGACAACGACAGGAAAAGUUUUGUUUGAGCUUUCAUAGGAUUCAGGAUCAUAGUUGGUUGGUUGAACUUUCAUGGGAAAACGUCUGUUGGGAUCAUAGUUGGUUGAACUUCAUUGCGAAAACGUCUGUUAGGAUCAUAGUUGGUUGAACUUCAUUGGGAAAACGUCUGUUAGGAUCAUAGUUGGUUGAACUUUCAUGGGAAAACGUCUGUUAGGAUCAUAGUUGGUUGAACUUCAUUGCGAAAACGUCUGUUAGGAUCAUAGUUGGUUGAACUUCAUUGGGAAAACGUCUGUUAGGAUCAUAGUUGGUCGAACUUUCAUGGGAAAACGUCUGUUAGGAUCAUAGUUGGUUGAACUCUCAUUGGGAAAACGUCAGUUUGUUCAUAAUAGACUGAACAUUCAUCGUAAAACGCCUAUUAGGGUGAUAAUUAGUUGAACUGCAAGGAUGAGCAGGGCUGGGAACAAGGGAGGAGGUGGAGGAAGAGCUCGAGCUUCACCGGGAUCACAUUAUAAUAAUGAGUAUGAUUACCUUUUCAAAAUUCUCCUGAUCGGCGACUCCGGUGUUGGUAAAUCGAGUCUACUUCUUCGGUUCGCGGAUGACACUUACACAGAAACCUACAUCAGCACGAUUGGAGUCGACUUCAAAAUGAGGACAGUAGACAUUGACGGCCACUCGAUAAAGUUACAAAUAUGGGAUACCGCCGGCCAAGAACGCUUCGAGACCAUCACCACUGCCUACUAUCGGGGAGCAGACGGUAUCAUUUUGGUGUAUGAUGUCACAGACCCUGAGUCCUUCAAACAUGUGAAGAAAUGGCUCAACAACGUGGACCGGUAUUCGGGAGAAAGUGUGAGCAAGCUGGUGGUUGGUAAUAAAUGUGACCUAACCAUGAAAAGGCUGGUAGCUGAAUCCAUGGGCAAGGAGCUCGCACACCAGAUUGACGUCCCUUUUCUGGAAACGAGUGCAAAGAAUGCGACGAACGUUGAGGAGGCGUUCAUGACGAUGGCGGCCAGGAUAAAGGCUCGUACUGCAGUGACACCAAUGGCGAAUCCAAAGCCGAUAGUGACAAUUAAUGAGCAGAAACCUGUGGGGGGUAAAUCUGAUAAAGAAGGGGGCCGAGGGGGGAAUUGUCAGUGUUAAUGUACAGGGCUAAGUAAGAUUUCUAAUGUGGGGAAUCCAUAAUGGGCUUAAAACAGGGUGGUUGGUCCUGUAUCGUACCAGCCCCAGUCGACUUGGGGAAGCACUUACAAUUACCUGAUUUAGUAUUUGCAAAUGUGCUGCCUCUGAAAUAUAUUCCGUUGAUAACACCAUCCGUUUAUUGAAAAAAUAUUCAUUAGUGAAAUAUUGAAAUAUUAUUGAAAUAAUAUUUAAAUGAGUUAUAA